UGGAUUAGUGACUUUUGUGUGCGUAAAAUGUGUAACUUAUUGAGUUUGUUGUGUUUUGUGUGUACAUGUGUGAUUUCAAGUAGUCGGACUAUACAGGAUAGAAAAAGUCAUUAUCAUGCGAAGUCUUCGUUUGACGAGAAGAAUAAAGAUCACUGGCGGAUACAAGCACAGAUGACCCUACUGGCAAAGCUCGACCAGUCCUUCAACAUCAAUGUCGCCAAGAACGUGAUUCUCUUCGUUGGUGAUGGCAUGAGCAUCACCACAGUCGCCGCAGCAAGAGCCUACCUCGGCCAGCAGAAGGGCUACCUUGGAGAAGAACUGAAGCUGAGCUUCGAGUCCUUCCCUUUUACAGGAUUAGCUAAGACGUACUGCGUAGACUCUAACGUCGCGGACUCUGCGUGUAGCGGCACGGCCUACCUGUCGGGGGUGAAGGCCAACAGUGGGACCGUGGGCCUCAGCGCCGCCGUCAAGCGCGGGGACUGCCGAGGCCAGAGGGACGCGUCGCAUUCUGUGACAGGACUCAUGGACUGGGCGCAGAAGUCUGGCAAGACUACAGGUCUGGUGACAACAACGCGCGUGACGCACGCGACCCCGGCGGCGGCGUACGCGCACUCCGCCGACCGCAAGUGGGAGGCCGACACACACAUGCCGAAGCACGGCCUGCGCUGCGAGGACAUCGCCAGCCAGCUCGUCAAUGGACACGUGGGCAGUAGGAUCGAUGUUGUUCUUGGAGGUGGCAGACAGAAUUUCCUCCCAAACAAAGUAGCCAACGGCAGCGAAGCUGGCCACAGAGGUGACGGCAGAAACCUCAUCCAAGAAUGGCUACAGAAGAGAGAACGACUAGGUGCAGUGCCAAAAUACAUCAGCACGAAAGAAGAACUUCUGAAUAUAGAAGAUAACUACGAUAGCCUUCUUGGUCUCUUCUCUUCUGACCAUAUGCCUUAUAAUCUGGAGUCUAAUGGUGAACCCAGCCUGGCUGAUAUGACGGAAGCGGCUAUCAGAAUUUUGUCCAAAAACAAGAACGGGUACUUUUUGUUUGUUGAAGGAGGUAGAAUAGACACGGCGCACCACGAGACCAAAGCCCGGAAGGCUCUGGACGAGACGGUGGAGUUCGCCAAGGCCGUGGAGGCGGCGACGAGGCUGGUGGAUGACCAGACGCUGGUAGUGGUGACGGCAGACCAUAGCCACACCAUGACGUACAGCGGGUACAGCAAGCGGGGAUCAGAUAUACUCGGCCUCGCCAAGUCUAAGUUCAAUACGUCCGACUACCUGCCCUACACGACGCUGAGCUACGCGAACGGCCCCGGCUACAAGCCGCACCAGGACUUCCACAGGCACAACCUCAUGCUGGAUGACAUAAGUAACCUCAACUACACCUACCCGUCUCUAGUGCCGACUGCCAGGGAGACGCACGGCGGGGAGGACGUGGCGGUGUUCGCCCAGGGACCCUGGGCCCACCUGUUCACGGGGAGCUAUGAGCAGAACUAUCUCCCGCACGCCAUCGCCUACGCCGCCUGUAUCGGCGACGGGAGACUCAGCUGUGACAAUUGAAGAAGUGGAUGAAUCGCCCACUUGCUAGCUUAUUUUUGCAUAAAUAGAGGCUUUAGGACUGGGUGAAAAUGUGGGUUAUAUGUAUAGCUAGAUAGAUAUAUUUAGCUAGGUAAUACGCUAGAUAAUGAAGUAGGUAUAGAUCUACCAGAAUCUGAUGGCUGAUGGUCUGUUUCA
Molecule: messenger RNA, 1725 nt
Organism: Aricia agestis (brown argus)
Lineage: Eukaryota; Metazoa; Arthropoda; Insecta; Lepidoptera; Lycaenidae
Product: membrane-bound alkaline phosphatase-like
Exons: 9
Coding region: 28-1551 (507 amino acids)
Biological process (GO): dephosphorylation
Molecular function (GO): alkaline phosphatase activity
Source: RefSeq, a predicted model, not a curated record